This is a messenger RNA of Aspergillus ochraceoroseus IBT 24754, 1743 nucleotides long. RefSeq lists its product as uncharacterized. The coding region runs from base 1 to 1743 and encodes 580 amino acids. Lineage: Eukaryota; Fungi; Ascomycota; Eurotiomycetes; Eurotiales; Aspergillaceae. The transcript has 2 exons. The record is from RefSeq and is a predicted model, not a curated record.
AUGCUAACAAUCACUGCAGGUCUCCCUGCAAUGGGAUCAGAUCCAGAGGAAGAGCGCUUCCCGCCACCAACCCCAACGCCUCUGGAUUUCCCCAUCCCCAAUCCCCCCGAUGUCCCCGAGACAGCCUCUGAAUCCUCCUUGCGGGGCAUGCAAGCCGUACUUGCCUCCAUCAAACGCCCGCAGGAUAUCUCCCGACACAGAUUCAAAGACCUCAAUCUGAAAGUGGAGUCCGAUAUCCCCGCGACAGAGAUCGUCUACUGUCACGAUAGAGCCAAAUCCGCCCCACCUUUACCAUGGGAAUUGGACUCGUCUGACCCCUUGCGUUCCUUGGGGCAGGCAGUUUCGGAGGACGGAUCGCUGAUAUUCAUGGAGAAUGGGAAUGCGUAUCCGCCAAAGGAGAAAUUCGAGGCCUUAGAGCGAGAGCUUUUGAUCGAGAAUGAUGAUGCGUUUCGCGAGGUUGCAAGGCUGCCGCCUCGUCCGGGCCGGGAUCGUGUCCGGGUCACCCAAGCGAGGAAGUUCUGGACGGCACUGGAGCGGAUGUCUCAGUACUGGGAUGACAGUUUGGAUGAAUACUUUGAGCGUCCUAAGACGCCGGAGCCAGGGCCGCAAUCCGAGUCGAAGCUAACGGGAGAAGGGAGGCCAGGCAAUGAUGAUCAAAUGCAGACAGAUGAUGCUGUGGCUGCUUCUAACCAGUCCCAGUCCGAUGCCCAAAGGGAUCUGGACAAUGACUGUGCGCCACGCGCUCCAGCGUCUGGAGAGAGCGAGGACCCGAAGGACGAAGAACAGCAACCAGUGAAACAGCAGGAACUGGUAAAGCGGUACCGCGGCCGUCGCAUUGCUGCAGGAACUGACAUGCCAGAGGAUGUCCGCGAGGAAACCGUCCGUGCACUAACUGAGAUGGCCGCCUGGCCCUUCGGAUGCCAGGUUUCGCUCCCCAUCAUGCCGCCCCGAUUAGCUGUGGGUACGUUACUUUUCCCCGUAAGGAAAACGUUUGAGGCGACGAGGGCCCCCAAGGACCGGCAAUUAGCGAGGAACGGCAUGCUGGAGGGCCCUGUCUUUGUUGCUCAGUGUCGGAAUGAAGCGUCGUUCCGCGGCCCAGAGGAGGCCCCUGGCUCCGGGUUCGGCGAUACCUGCGACCUCAUGCGCGAGGUCGGGUCGAUGUUGUUAGCUGCUCAGGAACGAGCCCGAGAGGGGAGGAUGGAGGUCAGGCCCGGCGAAGGCAAGUGGUACACAACUACGCCGCGGUGGGGAGGCGCGCCGAAUGAUGCUAUCGGCGACAGUGCCAAAGUACUCAGUGAGCAGGAAAGGCAGGCAUCAGGGAACAACCGCAAGCGGUCCAAGUAUGAGCAUUCGCUGUUGGGGUCUCGUCGACCAGGUAUCGCGCGGAAAAUGAGUAACAGCGAGAAGUGGAAGAUCGUCCAGCCGGGUCCUCCGUUAUGGGAUAGGCGAAUGAGAUAUAUUCAAAUUGGGAAGCCCAAGGACAGUCCUUUUGAUGAUAUCUAUAUGCUAUCCUCCAUAAAUCACCAUCUUGCCAUCCUCCACCUGCGAGUUCAUCGCAGAUAUAUUGAUAUUCUUGCCACAGGGAAGAGCAACUUCUCUGCCGACUCGAACACAUCGGAGCAGCCAUGGCAUGUACUCCAACUCCGACGAACGAGGUGGUUUGAUUUGUUCGACACCCAAGAUCGGCUCGAGGUGUUUAGGGGGAUCUGGACGUUGUUCCAUUGUCUUUUACGGAGCAUGUAA